AUGAAUGAACAAGAUAUUUUAAAGGAUUUCAAAGGAUCAUUAAUUAUUGAUUCAGAAGGAAAAAUUUUAAGUGCUGCAGGUACUUUACAAGAAGAAUUUUAUAACUCACAAGGAUUCGCAACUACUAUUCUUUCAAUGUUACACGAUGUAAAUGUUAUUACUACUUCAAAUAAACAAGAAUUUAAAAGAAUGACAAUUACUUUUUCAAAUCAAACUUUUAUAGUCACAAUUGUUGGUCAAAAAAUUUUCGUAGUUGUACAAUAA
This is a messenger RNA of Dictyostelium purpureum, 264 nucleotides long. RefSeq lists its product as uncharacterized. The record is from RefSeq and is a predicted model, not a curated record. Gene Ontology annotation, cellular component: Ragulator complex; lysosome. The transcript is spliced from 3 exons. Gene Ontology annotation, biological process: cellular response to amino acid stimulus; positive regulation of TOR signaling. Lineage: Eukaryota; Evosea; Eumycetozoa; Dictyosteliales; Dictyosteliaceae. Gene Ontology annotation, molecular function: guanyl-nucleotide exchange factor activity. Bases 1 to 264 code for a protein of 87 amino acids.